AUGAUGGAAACGGAGAAGAGGGGGAAUGAGGACCAGCAGGAAGGAGACCAGAAGGCGGAGGAGAAGGAGGAGGAGGAGGAGGAGGAGGAGGAGGAGGAGGAGGAGUGGGAGAAAAACCCAAGCGGUGAAGAUGAGGAGCAGUUCUGUAAGUUUCAUCUGACAAACACUGCUCAUCGCUUCCUCUAUGAGUCGCUACAGAAGUUAUCUGCUUUUUCUUCAUAUGGAAAGAUCAGAAAAGAUGAUGUCUAGGUUAGGUAGUUUUUAAUAGUUGCAUAUUUUCUGAGCCAUGUAAAAGGUCUUUGGACAUGCCUACAUGAUUCAGUGAACUGAAGGUAGUGUCGUGAGAUUGCCUAGGAAGCAUAGGAACGUAGAAUAAUGAAUGAUAGAAGGCGCUGCUCUAGAUUAAUAAAAAAAAACUCCCUGAAAAUUAUGUCAAUUGAGUUCGUGAUUUGCUAUAUGGUCUGCCAUGAGUAACAAGCCCACAGGCUGCGUGAUAGAAAGUCCUGCAUUUCGAAUGUAUUUCAGAUGACAUUGAAUUGAGCUGCUCAGACGAAAAAGUGGAGAAUGUGGAGGAAGGAGCGACCUUCCCAAUCGGCAUUGCGGACAAUGCCGUCGAAGAGACGUUAAAACCUGUGGUUGUAAAAGGUGCGUACAUUUGCCAGAAUGUUAAACGAUUUAUGCUAUUCAAUCAUGAGCGUCAAGCGUAG
Spirometra erinaceieuropaei is the source of this 707-nucleotide messenger RNA. The record is from the annotation of a GenBank genome assembly. Lineage: Eukaryota; Metazoa; Platyhelminthes; Cestoda; Diphyllobothriidea; Diphyllobothriidae.